This is a messenger RNA of Phacochoerus africanus (Common warthog), 2342 nucleotides long. RefSeq names its product PTTG1 interacting protein (gene PTTG1IP). Gene Ontology annotation, biological process: protein import into nucleus. The transcript is spliced from 6 exons. Lineage: Eukaryota; Metazoa; Chordata; Mammalia; Artiodactyla; Suidae. Bases 105 to 635 code for a protein of 176 amino acids. The record is from RefSeq and is a predicted model, not a curated record. Gene Ontology annotation, cellular component: nucleus; cytoplasm.
CCCACUUCCGGCGCGCGGCUCUUCCGGGCAGAGGCGCCUGGCCGGGGUCCCAGUGGGGUGGGUCCGGCCGCAGACGACGACUGACCAGCGGCACCAAAGCCACCAUGGCGUCCAGUGGGGCCCGCGGGCCGACGCUGCACUGGGCACUGGCCCUCGGCGGCGCCGCGCUGCUCCUACUGCUCCUGCCGACGGCCUCGGCACAGGCUUGCUCUCAGAACACAAACAGGACGUGCGAAGAGUGCCUGAGGAACGUCUCUUGUCUCUGGUGCAACACCAACCAGGCGUGCCUGGACUACCCGGUGACCAGGGUCCUGCCGCCCAGCUCCCUCUGUCAGCUGAGCUCUGCACGCUGGGGCGUGUGCUGGGUGAACUUCGAGGCCUUGAUCAUCACCCUGUCGGUGCUCGGGGGCUCCGUGCUCCUGGGCGUCGCCGUCUGCUGCUGCUGCUGCUGCUGCCCGAGGAAGCGGAGCCGGAGGCCCGACCGGAGCGAGGAGAAGGCGGAGCGGGAGCGCGAGGAGCGGCGGGUCCGGCAGGAGGAGCGGAGAGCAGAGAUGAAGUCAAGACAUGAUGAGAUCAGAAGAAAAUACGGUUUGUUUAAAGAAGACAAUCCGUACGCCAGGUUCGAAAACAACUAGAGGCGCGUCGUGCGAGGCAGCGUCUCCUCGCCUGGCCCGGGGCUGCGGGUCAGCAGCGGCUGCGGCCUCGUCCGCCUUGGCCCUGGGGCGGCCCGUGGGAAGCUGCCCCCCCAGGUGCAGGCCUGUGAGCUUCUGUCCUCUUUUCUCCUGUUUCUGUCUUUGUCCCUCGAGACAUUAAGCCUGUCAAGGCCUUUGGUUGUGUUGUCGUUAAUCUGAGGAAACCGCACGUUCCUGCCCCCCCCCCCCACCUGGGAGCCGGUGCCGACCCGCGCCCUGUGUCCCGGGCCUGGUGCGCGCAGCUCCACAUGCAGGAAGGCAGUGCGUUUUCAGUCUGUUGUGGGACCCGCGACCAGCCAGCCCUUAUCAUUUCCCCGACGAGCAGAGCCGGCUCUCCAUUGCCCCCCGUGUCCCGGGCGCCGUCUGCUGAGAGUUCCCGUCCAUCUGCACCCAGCUGGUACCAGGCAGUCGCUAAAACUCCCCUUUUUAGGUGCGGCCCUAGAAAGACAAAAAAGAGGUUCCACCCGAGGCCUUCCUUUGGAAGCGUAGGCCACUUGGGGGCUGGCUUUUUAAUUAGCAUCUGGACUGGCACACGAGGAGUUUUUUCCUGGGAAAAUCUGAACGUGGACCCUCUGGCUGGCAGUCACCCUGUGCGGGGGCAGGGACACUUGAGAAGCUUUACCUGCCCCCUUCUCUGCCCCACUGACCGCAGGCCUGGGGCCUGGGCACAGUCUCUCCCGAGUCCCAGACCCUCCCUGCCUGUCCUCAAUGCUCACCUGGGCACCGCGUGCGACGGCAGGUCCUCCGGGAAGGGACUGUGUCCUGGGCUCUCCCGGGGGGACCCUGUGAGCCAGGGUGCUGAGGGCUGGGCGGCGGUGCAGAGGUGUUGCUGGUUGUCCUGCUGGCCAGACCACCCGGCCCCCGGCCAGCUCCGUGCAUCUCCUUCGGGCGGCCUCAUCUCCGAGGUGCCGGACACGGCGGUCGUCCCUCCAGUGAAGACACGUGACUGCCGUCCGUGGUCUGCGCGCUUCCGGGCAGGUUCGCAGACAAUGAAGUGACUGGUUUCUCCUCGAAAUCUGAACACAGUUCUAGUUGCCACAUUGCUUUGACUUAGAGAAAACCGAGCUUUGGGACGGCAGGUGAGCGGCUGCAUGAAAGGACUCAGGCAGAGCCGGCGACCAAACACACCGGCGCGCGGCCCGCCAGGCCUUGUCCACACGGACCCAGCGACCAAACACGCCUGCGCGCGGCCCGCCAGGCCUUGUCCACACCCCCUGUGUCGAUCUAACCGGUUGACCCUGGCUUCUCACAGACUAAGAAACAGCCUUUAACAGACUCUUGAGUCUUAUUCUUUGAUUUCUUCGGCAUUUGAUUGCAGCAAAGUGUUAUGAGACAUUCCCGCGUCCUUCGUGACAGCCUGCAGAGUUUUCCUUUCUACUCUUUGUUCAUAAAAAUCUUUGUAAGAGACUCGAGUCAACCCCGAGUCUGGAUGUAAAUCCCUCUUUGCUGCCUUGCGGCUGCCCAGCUGAGGCGAGCGGGUCAUCCUUCCCCGCGGCACAGAGCCGGCUGCGAGCACCGCCGCUUCCCUGUGCUCUUCUGACUUGGUGCCAAGGGCAGCCCAACCCGGAGCCUCCAGGAACCGCGUAACCUGAGUGCCUUCAUCUGUAGCCACUUUCCAGUCAGUGGCCCAAUACACGUUUUUGCUGGCUA